AUGGUUUCAAUCCACUUCUCUUCUACUCUUCACCGUCUGAAACCACCACCGCCUCGUCCCUCUCAGCUCUGCAACCUCAAACCCUCUUUCCUCUCCAAAAGCAACAAAUCCCCAAACACGAGGAAGAAGAUCGGCACCAGAUACAGAACGUGCAGAGCGGAGUUCUCAAACGACGCACCGUUUGCUGCAGCCAUCGGCGCCUGCAUGCUCUCUUCUCUGGUGCUUCCGGUCACUACUCCAGAGGACGAUGGCGGCGGCGGUUCGCCUAUGGAUUCCACCGAUGCCAGGUUUGCAGUCAUGGGCAUCGUUAGCUUCAUUCCCUACUUCAAUUGGCUGAGUUGGAUUUUUGCGUUUCUGGAUACCGGGAAAAGGCGUUAUGCGGUGUAUGCGCUUGUCUACUUGGUUCCCUACCUCAGGUCGAAUUUGUCAUUGUCUCCUGAGGAGAGCUGGCUGCCUAUUGCUAGCAUUGUUCUAUGCAUUAUUCAUGUCCAGUUGGAAGCCAGUAUUAAAAAUGGAGAUCUUCAGGGCUUUCAAUUGUUUAGCGAGGCUGCAAAGCAUACUUCAUUCACGAGUAGAAAGAAAGAUCUGACUGGGCAUGAAGGGACCUCUGAGGAGGGGAGUAAAAGAGAAAAUAAGAACCUGCCAUCCAGCGAAGAGCUUGGGAGGUGGGGAGUUCCCAAGAAGCCUUUACAAGAUCACGAACGCUCGAAUGAAGAUUGGGAUGAUGAUGAAAGAAGCAAACACUAA
Prunus armeniaca (apricot) is the source of this 747-nucleotide messenger RNA. The record is from the annotation of a GenBank genome assembly. NCBI's taxonomy places the organism in Eukaryota, Viridiplantae, Streptophyta, Magnoliopsida, Rosales, Rosaceae.